Molecule: messenger RNA, 1836 nt
Organism: Symbiodinium sp. CCMP2456
Lineage: Eukaryota; Dinophyceae; Suessiales; Symbiodiniaceae
Source: the annotation of a GenBank genome assembly
AUGGCGGGCUGUGCCUCGUGGAGUACUCCGACACCCCUGGAGAUCUAUGCCAGAUCCCUGCCACAUGAUGCGGACGCAGCCGCGAUGCUCUUCCCCAUGUACACCGUCUCCGUGGACGUGCUACUCGAGAUGACGAAGGUUGAGCCACACGAGGAGCUAAAGGCACGGGGCGAGCUCACGGUCUUCAGCGACGACCUGGGGAGAGCGGCUUUCGUUUCGCAUCAGUGGCUUGCCGCUGACCACCCGGAUCACGACUUCAAGCAGAUGCGGGGUCUGCAGGAUGCGGUGAAGCGGCUGCGUUGCGGCCGCGGCUCUGUUUCGCUGGACCAAGUUACUGAAAGCUACGUGCGUACUGCGAAGCCCAUCCCCAUGCAUGAGUUUCAGGUCCAGGCCUUGUUCCUUUGGUACGAUUAUUUCUCAUGUCCACAGCUGGAGCAAAGGGUGUCUUUCGGCGCGGAAACAGAUGGCAGCCAGCAAGCCAGUGCUAUCAACAGCAUCCCAGCUUAUGUAGCCAAGUGCCGCUUCUUCCUGGCCCUAUGCCCAGUGCUCGAUUGCCCCUUUGAGGGCAAGGUGUUGACGGCGGCCACUUGGAGUCGAAGGGGGUGGUGCCGCCUAGAGCGCGCUGCGCGUGAGCUGUCACGAAACAGCAGCUGGAUUCUGAUUCGGAGUGAUACUUCUAUGGAAGUUGUUGGCACGGUGCUGUCGUUUCCGAGUGCAGCGGUUGGUGAAGGCGACUUCACAGUUGCGGAUGAUCGGCAGAAGCUAGCCCCGGUGAUGCGGCAGAUCCUGGUACAAAAGCUGAGUCGCUGCCUAAGAGCAGGCGACCUGCCCGGGUUCCGGCGGCACUUCAACCUCCAGGCCGUCCAUCUACGAGGCUUAGAAAUUGAUCCGGUGGGUGGCCUGCUUCAGAGAUCUCAUGGCGACUCGGCAGAGUUCCUGCACCAGAAUGGCUUGAGGAGGGUCGACGACGCCGAUGCUGCGGGCUGGCGUCCGCUGCACUAUGCCGCGCUUGCCGGGAAUACGACGGUGCUAAAGGGGCUACUGGAACUCCGCGCCGAUCUGAACCGGCGCACAUCGAAGGAUGAGCCCGUGCUGGGCUUCCCGGCCUGGACGUCGGUGCUCGAAAUAGCCACCUUCUACAAGCACCACGAGGCCACGCGCUGGCUUCUUGCUGCGAGGGCCCGGUUGGGGGGCGGACGAACUGGGAGUCCUAUCGCCUUUGCGGCAAUCUCCGACAAUGAAGAGGGCAUUCGCUUACUCUGCAUGGCAGGCCUCAAGCCGCUGGCUCAUAACUUGUUUGGCCACACCAACUUGGAAGCUGCAGCCUCCUACGCUGCCUUUGCAGCUUUAGAGGAGCUGGUGCUGCAGGGACGCCCGAACCCCUUGGAGCUUUCAAGAGCACUCUGGGGUGCGGCAACUUUUCGGGGUGGCUCGGCGGAACUGGUGCUCCACCUCAUUGAGCUCCGUGCCGACAUAAACUUUCAGUUCAAGUUGUCGCGGGAUUACAGGCCGCUGGGCCGGCUGUUCGUGGGCGUGAAGUCCUUGCAGCACCGGCUCGGCUCAGCCUCUAUCAUGACGGCCUUUGCUUAUCACCUCCACGGCAGCACUCCGCUGAUGCAGGCCGUCAAGUCGGCUCAGUUUGAGGCUGCAGCAGCCCUCAUCGCAGGUGGUGCCAGACUUGACCUCCGGAAUUGCCGGAACUGGGCAGCGGCCGACUUUGCCAGGGGUCAGUCGAUCCCGCGCUUUUUGCAGCUAGGUUUUCAGGGGGAUGCAUCGGAGUGCCGGAGGGUGUCCUCACUGGCCAUGGCUGAUGGCUAUGUGGAGGUUCCCUUUUGA